Aspergillus chevalieri is the source of this 333-nucleotide messenger RNA. RefSeq names its product CVNH domain-containing protein. NCBI's taxonomy places the organism in Eukaryota, Fungi, Ascomycota, Eurotiomycetes, Eurotiales, Aspergillaceae. The coding region runs from base 1 to 333 and encodes 110 amino acids. The transcript is spliced from 3 exons. The record is from RefSeq and is a predicted model, not a curated record.
AUGUCUUUCCACGUCAGCUCCUCCGACAUCCACAUCACCCACGAGAAUGGCAGCACCAUGCUCCUCUGCCAGGUCCGUGACACGCACGGCAAGAUGAACCCUCGUCGUAUCCGUCUCGACGACCACAUUGGAAACACCGACGGAUGGUUCAUCUGGGGCGGCGUCAACUUCACCCAGAGCGCCGAGAACAUCGCCCUCGAGCACACUGAUCGUGGUCCGAAGCUGACUGCCGAGCUGCACAAGAGAGACGGUGGUUUCCGGGAGCGUCAGGGAUUGUUCCUUGCGGAUAAGAUUUCGAACCAGGAUGGUCAUUUGAAAUUUACGGGUCCUUGA